CUAAACUUCCAGGGGCUGGCCCCCUGCAGCCUGGUCCAAUCAGGCACCAACAUAAAGCCCUCGGACACUGACCACCGCUGUAGCCCGCGCUUUCUUCCUUAUAUGAAAAGACCUGCCCUGGAUGCCCGGCCCGGACUAUAAAACCCCUCCCCACCCCUCAUACCUUGCAGACUCCCUUUGUCUCCUCACUCACCCACCCCCGGGAGUUCUGCCCGAGAGCGGGGCUCAAUAAAAAGGCCUUUACUACCGGUCAUUAGAGGCGGCUUUUUUCUCCCGCGGCGUUUCCUAACAUCUGGCGCCCCAACGUGGGGCUCGGGUUGAGGGGCCCCUGGCACUCGCCGCUGAGGCCCCCCUCGAGCUCCACCGCCGCGGUAGCCCCGGACCCAGGCGGCUGACCAACCCCCCGGACGGCAGGAUACGGGGACUUAGCACAGAUCGAGGCCAAGCUGGGAUCCUUUUCCUCCAACCCCACUCAGUACAUUAAGCAGUUUACUGGUCUGACCCGCGCCUAUGCCUUAACAUGGCAGGACAUAUAUGUCAUCCUGGGGUCUACCACCACCCCCGAAGAGAGGCAGGCCAUUUGGAUGGCAGCCAGGGCUCAGGCCGACCAGCGGCACUGUGCCAACCCCUCCCCCGAGCGCCCCCCGGGAGCUCAGGCAGUUCCUGACACCGACCCUGAUUGGAACUACCAGGAAGGGGGUGGCGGCCAGCUGCGGGUACGCUAUAUGAUAGAGUGUCUCCUCGAUGGGAUGGAAACGUCCUCUCAUAAGGUUGUAAACCUCCUCAAACUAGAUGAGGUGACUCAGGGGCCCGACGAAAACCCAGCCAUGUUUCUUAAUCGGCUGACUGAGGCCCUUGUUCAAUACACCAGACUGUCCCCUGAGUCCCCCAUGGGGGCAGCUACCUUGGCCAAUCGUUUUAUCUCCCAGUCCGCACCUGACAUCCGAAAAAAGCUGGCCAAGGCCGAGGACGGCCCUCAGACCCCUAUUCGAGACCUGGUAAAAAUGGCCUUUAAAGUUUAUAACGCCCGUGAAGAAACUGCUGAGGCCAGCCGAAAGGCAAGGCUCAAACAAAAGGCCGAAUUUCAGGCAAGCCUCCUAAACCAGCAAACUCAGGCCUUGGUAGCAGCCCUCCGGCCGGCGACGGGCUCAGGGCCCCAAAACCCCCCUCCGGGGGCCUGCUUCAAGUGCGGCCAAGAAGGACACUGGGCCAAGAUGUGCCCCAAUCCGCGGCCUCCUUCCAAGCCGUGCCCGUUGUGCAAACAACGAGGACACUGGGCUAGUGACUGUCCCCGGGCCUCUCGGGCUCCGACCUCUAGGGGCCGGAGACCAGAGCGCCCCAGGGAGACCUCCUGCCCUCCUCCGGCCUCGGAACUGCUGAGCGUCAAUGAUGACUGAUGCCGCCCAGACUCGGGGACCCCAAUAACCCAAGCCGAGCCUAGGGUAACGCUCCAGGUAGCGGAUCUCCCAGCAGGUGGCUACGGCUCUGGGCAUCGACUGGCAUCUCCACAUCCCCUAUCGGCCCCAAUCGUCAGGCAAAGUAGAACGGGUAAACGGCAUCAUCAAGACGCA
This is a messenger RNA of Dama dama (fallow deer), 1571 nucleotides long. RefSeq lists its product as uncharacterized. The record is from RefSeq and is a predicted model, not a curated record. The transcript is spliced from 3 exons. Lineage: Eukaryota; Metazoa; Chordata; Mammalia; Artiodactyla; Cervidae. Gene Ontology annotation, molecular function: nucleic acid binding; zinc ion binding. Gene Ontology annotation, biological process: virion assembly. Bases 585 to 1397 code for a protein of 270 amino acids.